Molecule: messenger RNA, 1113 nt
Organism: Eimeria maxima
Lineage: Eukaryota; Apicomplexa; Conoidasida; Eucoccidiorida; Eimeriidae
Exons: 5
Coding region: 1-1113 (370 amino acids)
Biological process (GO): nuclear membrane organization
Cellular component (GO): nuclear inner membrane
Source: RefSeq, a predicted model, not a curated record
AUGGGUAGACCAUCUCGUGAGUACGGGCGCUUGGCUUCUGGUUUAAAGGCGGGCGGCUUUACACUACCAGGGGAGUUUGCUGUCUUUUUCCGAAAGAAACAACAGCUGCCGCUGCAGGACGAUGGGGUGUACAGACAGCAAGAGCAGAGGCCGCCUCGGAAGAUAGACGCGGAAACCACUCUGGUUCAUAACAACUUUCUUUACACUGGAAGUCCCUUUAAACCGCAGAUAGGAGACAUUCGUGUCUCUUUCUGGGCCAAUGCUUCCUCCCACAUCUCCCUUAUAGGCAAACAAACAAAACCCUUCUUUGGAUCAGCAAGAGCUAUUGCAGCAGCGGCUGCUGCGGAGCUAAAAGAGGGCCACCCUCUAACAAUCGCUGCCGAGGGGGACUAUGAGCCGCAGCGGCUGAUAGAGCAUCGAUUACAGGAUUUAGGCUUUCCUUAUUCUUUUGUUUGGACUUGGCGUCUUGUGUUAUUUUUCUCUUUCUUUCUUCUCUUUGUCUCUUUCGACGGAUGUGGCUCGGAAGAAGCAGCAGCUGCAGAACCAACAGCAACAACAACUCAGACCAACUCCAAACACUUUCCGCUGUGGACUCGGGUGAUUGUUGCUGCACUUGCGGCAGCAGCUGCUACUUUUUUACUGCUUGCUGGAGCCUGCCUGCUGCUGCCACGUUUGCUGCCCGCGAGCACGUCCCCAGAUACCACCGCUGAAGGAAAGUACUACGACUUGGGGAUUUGCUUGCAGGUCCCUGGUUCCCUGCGCAGCAGCACCAGCAGCAUCUCGCAUGCAUCAUCAGCAGCAGAAGGAGCAGCACCAGAAUAUAAGCAAGGCACUGUCAUUAGGUGGACCACAACGCCGGCCUUGGGCCCGUCGCCGCAGGACUCCCUCAGAAGAGGCUCUGCUUCGGCUGCAGCAGUACCGCCCACAACAGGAAAUAGUACAACUGCAGCAGGCUCAUCAGAAGCGUCAUCUUUGUAUGGAGCUGCUUAUAAGAACAAUGGAAUCAACUCCCAAGACUUCGGGGUGUACGUGCCCCCGCCCGUAAUGCAAACAAGAGCAGGCAGCCUUACCGGUGUCUCCCUGCAAAAGUCGUCCUCCAAAGGCUCUAUUUAA